AUGGAUUUCGCAAGUCUUAUGAAAUCUCAGAUCUCCGGAUCAUCAACAACGAACAAAGAUUCCGGUGGCAAGAAAUAUCUCAAACGAUCUGAUCAAGAAGAUCUCGAACACGCCCGUCUCGACCGACUAGAAAAGAAACGCAAACGCGACGAAGAGGAAGCCGAACAGAAGCGCGCCCGCGAGGAGAAACGUCAACGCCUCGCCGAACAAAGCAAACGUCUCCGCGAGGAAGAAGCAGAGGCCGAAGAAUCCGCUCGAAGGAGAAGACUAGGCCUGCCCGAACUCGAGAAACGACCCGAAGCUAGAAGCGAGGACGGUCUCCCUCAGGGCGAAGAAGACAUCCCCGACUCCGACCUUCAAACCAAACUCCGCGACCUCUCCGAACCCAUCAUCCUCUUCGGCGAAACCCACAGACAACGCCUCCGACGCUACCGCAGACUCACCGCCAAAGCCCUCGCGCCCAAACUCAGCAACGGCCCCAUCCCCACCACCCUCGCCCUCCUCCCGGAAGCAGAGAUGAAAGUGCCCGACUCCGUGCCCAAGGACGCCGCCGGCCAAGCCCUCCUGGCGCGCCAGCUGGCCAGCUACUUCGACAUGCUGCUGCGGGAAUGGGACGUGGCGCUGUCGCAGCGCAGCCGCGAGGUGCAGCAGUCCAGCACGGGCAAGCAAGCGCACGGGUCGUACGUGGCGGCGCGGGGCAACCUGGUGCCGCUGUUCCGCAAGCUGGAGACGUCCAGCCUGGCGGCUCCGCUGCUGGCGGCGGUGCACGAGAUCGUGCACCUCGCGCAGCUGAAGCGCUACGUGCACGCCAACGACGCGUACCUGCGCCUCUCGAUCGGCAAGGCCGCGUGGCCGAUCGGCGUCACCAUGGUGGGCAUCCACGAGCGCAGCGCGCGCGAGAAGCUCCACGAGACGGGCGCCGCCUCCAAGGCCCACAUCCUGAGCGACGAGGCCACGCGGAAGAUGCUCCAGGGGAUCAAGCGGUGCUUGAGCUUCGCGCAGGUGAGGUGGCCGCCGGAGGAUCUGGGGCAGCUCAUGGGGUGA
Messenger RNA from Dissoconium aciculare CBS 342.82, 1044 nucleotides. RefSeq lists its product as uncharacterized. The transcript is spliced from 2 exons. NCBI's taxonomy places the organism in Eukaryota, Fungi, Ascomycota, Dothideomycetes, Mycosphaerellales, Dissoconiaceae. Gene Ontology annotation, biological process: RNA splicing; generation of catalytic spliceosome for second transesterification step. Bases 1 to 1044 code for a protein of 347 amino acids. Gene Ontology annotation, cellular component: U5 snRNP; U2-type post-spliceosomal complex; U4/U6 x U5 tri-snRNP complex. The record is from RefSeq and is a predicted model, not a curated record.